ACAAUUAUAUUCUAGGUUGACUUUUCCUUUAGUUCAACUAGUUUCCUUUGCUGCCUGUGUAAACUGUCACUUAGAAACCAAUGAACCCCAUCAACCCUCCUUCCACUGCUGAUCCUGACUGAGGGUGUGAAGGUUGGGUAAAUAAGGACAAAAGCCGGUGUUUGGAAAAGGUUAGACUUUACUAAUUUACAUCGUUCAUCAACCUUACUUGCUAUAUUAUUGUUAUUUUAGGUUAUCAUAGGGUUACCAGGUCAGUGGCUACUGCAGCAGGGACCACUGGAAGUGGACAGUAUAGUGGCAAUAUUGCCAGGAGAUGUGUCACAUUAGGGAGGAUUGGGAUGUAGGGAGGUACAAGGUGUGUGUGUGGGGGUCCCAGCGCAAAUUGUAAAUAGGGGCCCUCAGGACACUAGUUACAUUGUUGCACUGGACAUCAUAAACACUCAAGUAGUUCAACUGGAAUUUUCAAGCUGUCAGGGAAUUUCCCCAGUCCGUAACUGAUGCAGCCACCUACCUCUCCCCUCAUCCCAUUAAUUAGCCUCUCACCUGCUAAGUCUCUUACUCAGCCGCAGCCUCCAGUCUCUCACUCCGCACUCAAGCGCCAGUCAGGAGGCACAAACACUGGCUCUGUCGGAGGCUGCCAUACACAGUCGUGCCAUACACAGUUGUUCCAUACAUAGCUGUGCCAUACACAGUCGGCAGAAGGGGACAGACAGGAAGAUUUGUGCUUUACACAGAAGAUAACAUUGAAGCAGCUGAAAGCGGUGUGUGGCAGUUCACAUCUCUGACUUCACCAAGAGGACACGGAUCUUAGCACAAUAAAGCUGUAACUCCCAUUCUUUGUGCUGGAGAUAUCACAGAGACUAUUCCCUGCUCACACAGGAUCUUUGGAGUUUCUGGUUCAGGAUUAUAAAUACAAGAAUCUGCUUUCUUUUCUGCUCUUUCCUGAUAUCAUGGCCCGCUGCAUUAGUAAGUUCGGUGUCAUAUCCAUCAUACUUUGCACUUUUAGUUUCUUUUUGCUGGACUUCUAUAGUAAAUCCAAAUGUCUGGAGAGCUGCACAACAGUGCAUGGAAAGGUGGAGGUGGCCCGGGAUGUAAAGAAUAAUUUAAACAAAGCACUUGAAAAGGAAAACCCUCUUGAAAGAGAAAAAGACCUCGAACGGGAAAAACAGCUCGAAAGGCAAAAGGAGCUUGAAAGGGAAAAACAGCUCAAAAGGGAAAGGGAGCUCGAAAGGGAAAAACAGCUCGAAAGGGAAAAACAACUCGAAAGGGAAAAACAAUUCGAAAGGGAAAAGGAACUUGAAAGGCAAAAACAACUCGAAAGAGAAAAGGAGCUCGAAAGGCAAAAAAUAGCUGAAGCAGAACAUUUACAUAAAAUCUGGCUCCAUCAGAGGCAAGGUGCCCAAUCAAGAUUGAGAUUCGCUAAUAGGUACGGAGUAUGGAAUGAGCACAUGUCAUCAAAGGACAUACUACCUAGACUGGUGAUGGUGAAGAAGUCCUACCAAUCAGAGAACAAAUACAAGGUCAAAUAUCAGGGAAAACUCGGUCAGUUGUUAACACCACAAGAACUGCUGUGUGCGAUAAAAACAAAAGUGAAUAUAAGUACCCUUGUGACAGCUGACCUUCCCCAGAAUGCCGACUCCUGGAGCCAGUACUUGCCCAGAAAGACUCUGCAGGAAGAAGUUAAGAGCCUGGGGAAAUGUGCUGUGGUGUCCUCUGCAGGAUCGAUUAAACACUCAAGACUUGGACAGGAGAUUGAUACCCAUGAUGCUGUUUUGAGGUUUAACGCUGCGCCAGUUUUAGGAUAUCAGGCUGAUGUCGGAACAAAAACGACUUUCCGUCUGCUUAAUUCCCAGCUUGUUUCUCGUCCUGAGCUUAAAUUCUUAGAAGAUCCUCUGUAUAAGGAAGGCUCCUUAAUUAUGUGGGAUCCAGCACCGUAUAAUGCAAACGUGGAAGAGUGGCACAAGAACCCAGACUAUAAGUUCUUUGAAAGGUAUAGUGAGUAUCGAAGGAGGAACCCAGAGCAGAUGUUCUAUGUCCUAAACCCACAUGCAGCAUGGCAGCUGUGGGACAUAAUUCAGCAGAACGCACCUGAAGACAUUAAUCCGGGCCCUCCUUCAUCUGGCUUAUUAGGGAUUCUGCUGAUGAUGAACCUCUGUGACCAAGUAAAUGUUUAUGAAUUUCUGCCGUCCAGACGACAGAGUGAUUUGUGCCACUAUUAUGAGAGAUACCAAGAUCGUGCCUGCACCCUGGGAGCGUACCACCCUCUCAUGUAUGAGAAGAACCUGGUCAAAAAGCUCAAUCUUGGGGACGAUAACAGCAUAUUCCACUUCGGAAGGAUUACUCUGCCAGGACUCAGGGGGCUGCAAUGCUAGGUCUCUAGUGUUUACAGAAUUAAAUAAGAUGGAGCAAAGGAUGCGGGAAUUGUUUUGGUUACUUUUCCCCAUCCAAGGUAGCAUUAUCCUCAGCUAUGGAAGAUAUUCCAUUAAAAGACAAUACUACUAGUAGAGGAUAUCAUAGCUACUGAGAAGUACAGCUGCUAAACAACUGUAUACACAGUUUGGUUGUUACAUUUCACUGAAUGAUUGUCCCUAUGCACACUCUAGUCUUCUACCCGGGAAGUCUACAUAGAAAGAAAAAUCCUUUGAGAUCCUUGAGAUCAAUAUUUUUGAGCUUCAGCACAGUUAAUUCUACGAUCAUACCAUUUGGUCUCUUGAAAUAAUUAUGAGGAUCUAUGACUUUGGAAUAUUUUGUCUCAGGGAGUCCUGCUGAAAUAAUGCAAGGGGACAUUCAUUUAGAGAUACAAGACUGGACUAAUAGGCAAAGCAUCACUGGACUAAUAGGCAAAGCAUCACUGGACUAAUAGGCAAAGCAUCACUGGACUAAUAGGCAAAGCAUCACUGGACUAAUAGGCAAAGCAUCACUGGACUAAUAGGCAAAGCAUCACUGGACUAAUAGGCAAAGCAUCAUUGGACUAAUAGGCAAAGCAUCACUGGACUAAUAGGCAAAGCAUCACUGGACUAAUAGGCAAAGCAUCACUGGACUAAUAGGCAAAGCAUCACUGCACUAAUAGGCAAAGCAUCACUGGACUAAUAGGCAAAGCAUCACUGGACUAAUAGGCAAAGCAUCACUGGACUAAUAGGCAAAGCAUUACUGGACUAAUAGGCAAAGCAUUACUGGACUAAUAGGCAAAGCAUCACUGGACUAAUAGGCAAAGCAUUACUGGACUAAUAGGCAAAGCAUCACUGGACUAAUAGGCAAAGCAUUACUGGACUAAUAGGCAAAGCAUUACUGGACUAAUAGGCAAAGCAUCACUGGACUAAUAGGCAAAGCAUCACUGGACUAAUAGGCAAAGCAUUACUGGACUAAUAGGCAAAGCAUCACUGGACUAAUAGGCAAAGCAUUACUGGACUAAUAGGCAAAGCAUUACUGGACUAAUAGGCAAAGCAUUACUGGACUAAUAGGCAAAGCAUUACUGGACUAAUAGGCAAAGCAUUACUGGACUAAUAGGCAAAGCAUCACUGAACUAAUAGGCAAAGCAUUACUGGACUAAUAGGCAAAGCAUCACUGGACUAAUAGGCAAAGCAUCACUGGACUAAUAGGCAAAGCAUUACUGGACUAAUAGGCAAAGCAUCACUGGACUAAUAGGCAAAGCAUUACUGGACUAAUAGGCAAAGCAUUACUGGACUAAUAGGCAAAGCAUUACUGGACUAAUAGGCAAAGCAUUACUGGACUAAUAGGCAAAGCAUUACUGGACUAAUAGGCAAAGCAUCACUGAACUAAUAGGCAAAGCAUUACUGGACUAAUAGGCAAAGCAUUACUGGACUAAUAGGCAAAGCAUCACUGGACUAAUAGGCAAAGCAUUACUGGACUAAUAGGCAAAGCAUCACUGGACUAAUAGGCAAAGCAUUACUGAACUAAUAGGCAAAGCAUUACUGGACUAAUAGGCAAAGCAUCACUGGACUAAUAGGCAAAGCAUCACUGCACUAAUAGGCAAAGCCUCUUAGGGCUCUGGCACACAGGGAGAUUAGUCGCCCGCGAACAGGGAGAUUUGUCGCGGGCGACUAAUCUCCCCGUGUGCCAGAGCCCUUAGUGAUCAUAUAUCAACAUAUGUAUGUAGUCCUUAAACUUACCUAACCUGUUCAAUGUGGCCACCAUUGUGCAUGGCACAUGUACUAAUGAUUCUCCUGUUCUGUUCCCAGGCUGAAUGAGUGGAUGCUGAAAUACCUUAGACCCAUAGUCCCUAAACAGACAAUCCCUUUGCUAUGUGUAGAAUAAAAUGUAGGUUUUGGAGGUGGCCCCUGAUUUUGGCCACAUACAAAACUCACAAUGAACUUCUCUAUCUACUUGGAUGCAUUUAAUCACAUGGGGCUCAUUUACAAACACCGCCAAAGUUGCUCCUGGGCAGUAACCCUUAGCAACCAAUGAACAAUUAGCAUUUUUCAGACAGCUGCAGGUUAACAAUGGAAGCAAACAUUGAUUUAUUGCCAUGGGUUAUUGCCCAGGAGCAAAUUUGGCCAGUGUUUAAAAAUAACCCCCAGUGUCGCUGAAAAUGGUUCUCCAGCACAAUUACCCAUAGCAAACAAUGAACAGUUAGCUUAUAUGUGGUCUUCUGCAAGUAGCUUUCACAAAGGAAAUGCCAGUUGGUAGCCGGGAUAAUUUAAUGCCUAUAUUAAUAAAGUGCCUAUAUUAGUAUAGAUCAGCAAGAAGUGAAACCACUGUUUUCUUGUAAUUUAUGUAAUGAGUUUCUUGUAAUUUAUGUAACGAGUUCCUUCACUCUAUAUUAAAGGACAUGUCAACAAAAAAAUACUUUUUUGCCCAAUAAAACAUAAUUCUAAGCAACUUAGCAUUAUACAUUUAUUACAAAUUUGUAAUGGUUAUUUGUAUAUAUUAUUGCUAUUAAAAGCAGUGUCUGUCUGUCCUUUUCUAUUCUCUGUCCUGCUGGCUCUGACUUUUAAAACAAUGUAACACAAGCAGCAGAUUGACAGACCUG
Xenopus tropicalis (tropical clawed frog) is the source of this 4990-nucleotide messenger RNA. RefSeq names its product ST6 beta-galactosamide alpha-2,6-sialyltranferase 1 (gene st6gal1). Gene Ontology annotation, cellular component: Golgi cisterna membrane; extracellular region. The transcript is spliced from 7 exons. Gene Ontology annotation, biological process: glycoprotein biosynthetic process. The coding region runs from base 951 to 2372 and encodes 473 amino acids. Gene Ontology annotation, molecular function: beta-galactoside alpha-2,6-sialyltransferase activity; sialyltransferase activity. Lineage: Eukaryota; Metazoa; Chordata; Amphibia; Anura; Pipidae. The record is from RefSeq and is a predicted model, not a curated record.